This is a messenger RNA of Purpureocillium takamizusanense, 795 nucleotides long. RefSeq names its product Putative rhomboid protease (gene RBD2). The transcript has 5 exons. Bases 1 to 795 code for a protein of 264 amino acids. NCBI's taxonomy places the organism in Eukaryota, Fungi, Ascomycota, Sordariomycetes, Hypocreales, Ophiocordycipitaceae. Gene Ontology annotation, molecular function: serine-type endopeptidase activity. The record is from RefSeq and is a predicted model, not a curated record. Gene Ontology annotation, cellular component: membrane.
AUGCCUGCCAUCCAAGGCUUCAGUGCCCUUCGGGCUCGGUCCUACGUUCUGCGACUCCCGCUAUUCACUAGGGCGCUUGCUAUCGUUAUUUUGCUCUUCUGGCUGUUGAGCCUGCCUUCCAUAUGGGACAUAAGCAGCUGGGGAGCCUUGAUCCCUGACAAGGUCUCCUUCGUGUCUGCAUACCGACUCUCGACUUUUCCGUUGGUGCACUCGAACCUGAUACAUGCGUCGCUCAAUGUAAUCGCUUUGACGCCCCUGAUGGAGCGCUUUGAGAGCGAGCACGGCACGCUGACGACACUGGCGCUCUUCUUCGGACCCUUGACAACCAUACCGGCCGUUCUGUAUCUGGUCAUCGAGGUCGGCAUACUUCGUGGAAAUCACGCCGUUAUGGGAGCGAGUAUGUGGGUGUUCCUGCUUCUCGGGGCCGAAGCAAUCCGGACGUACCGGUCAAAUCCGCACCUCGUCAUUGCAACCUACCAUUUACCGACAUGGACGACACCACUACUCAUGAUAUUUGUCGUUGCCGUUUUGAUACCAAACACGAGUCUACUUGGACACCUAUGUGGCGUUGGUGUCGGCUAUCUUGCCGGUCUAGGCUAUGUCAAGUUUCUCGCACCUCCUGAGUGGGCGCUACGCUGGAUAGAGACGCGGCUCAAUCUCCUGGCCCUGCUGCCGCAUUAUGUGAGCGUGGAUCAGAAGACUUUUGGUCGGUUUGGGGUGUUGCCGACGAGCACUCGCACCGGAGGUAGUGCAGCGACAGAGCUUGUCGGUAGCACACAGCGCCUAGGUCCAUGA